Messenger RNA from Penicillium cataractarum, 1545 nucleotides. RefSeq names its product Zn(II)2Cys6 transcription factor domain-containing protein. The record is from RefSeq and is a predicted model, not a curated record. The coding region runs from base 1 to 1545 and encodes 514 amino acids. The transcript is spliced from 2 exons. Gene Ontology annotation, biological process: regulation of DNA-templated transcription. Gene Ontology annotation, molecular function: zinc ion binding; DNA-binding transcription factor activity, RNA polymerase II-specific. NCBI's taxonomy places the organism in Eukaryota, Fungi, Ascomycota, Eurotiomycetes, Eurotiales, Aspergillaceae.
AUGCACCGCAGGGUGGGCAAGCCAAAGUCCAGAAAGGGAUGUGUGACUUGCAAAAUCCGCCACGUUAAAUGUGACGAGCAAAAGCCGGAAUGCAAUCAAUGUGUUCGCUCCGGCCGUAAAUGCGAUGGCUACACUGAUUCCUCUCAGAGAGAGCUGCAGGAACAAAUCAAAAAGGACAUUCCUCGCCAGACAUGGCAAAUCAAUUCAGAUCAGCGUCUAGUCCUAGUGCCCGGAUCUCGGGAAGAGCGCCAGUAUGUGCAUGUCUUCUGCACACAGACGACUCAUGCACUAUCGGGCUUCUUUCCAUCUGAUUUCUGGACGAGGUUUCUCCCGCAGCUCAGUCAUCGAUAUCCGGCAAUUCGACAUGCUGUUUCUGCGGUUGGUGCGGUUUACGGGAAACAGUUACUGCCUGCGAAUUCUGAUCCUGCUGAAGUGGAGCAAUUUACUUUGCAACAGUAUAACAAAGCUAUCCAGAGUUUCAUUGGCCAGAUGAAUACACCGCAAACGGUGGAUAUUGACUUGGUCCUGGUUACUUGUCUGCUGUUUAUAUGCCUGGAGACUCUUCGAUCGAAGAAUACCCGAGCGUUGGAUCAUAUUCAGAGCGGUGUUCAGAUUCUAGCGGCGCGAUCGCAGGGGAAGAACAUCACUAUGGAUAAUGAGUUCGAUCGGGAACUCUUACAUACAUUCAGCCGACUCAAUAUUCAGACGUGUCUAUUUGGACGCGGCAUACAACCUCUGGGUAUCCACCCGGAAAAGUCUACCAUCGCUGAGUCCGAGGAGGAACUUGCGUUCGACAAUAUCUCCCAAGCACGAGAAACUCUAACCAGCCUCCAAAGCCGGGCAUUAUGCUUUAUUCGAUCGGUCGGAAGUAGAAGUGGAAUUACGUACGAGUCCGUCUACGAGCAGCAUGUUAAACAACAGCAAUCUAUGUUGGCAGAAUAUCAUACAUGGCGCGCAGCGUUUGAUCGACUCCGGAAGCGAUCAACCAAAACCACCGGCAUCUCAGAUCCACGAGCACCCUUAGCGUUGCUAAUUGAGUAUCAGGUCUCUCUGGUCUGGCUACUCAAUUGUAUCACCCAACAAGAAUCAAACUUCGACAACUUCACCUCACACUUUGAAGAAAUCGUCCAUGUAGCGGAAAACAUUCUCGAGCUCAGCCCAGAGACAGAAUCGAAACCAGUCGCUGAACAGUUCUCCCUGGACCCAGGGGUUCUAGCCCAUAUAUAUUGGACUGCACAUAAAUGCCGAGAUCCUCUGAUUCGCCGAAGAGCAAUAAAGGCUCUAGCGCGGUGUCCGGCAAAGCAGGGGAUGUGGCUUCGACCGCUGAUAGUACAGGUAGCGCGUAAGAUUGUGGAGAUAGAGGAAGAACCGCUUUGUUAUUUGCCGGUUGAAGAGAGGAGGGUUUCCGAGAAGAAUCGUGUUUAUGAGGCUCUGAUCUAUCCAGAAGAGGAUACUCAGAGGAGUCCUUGUCCGGUUGAAUUUUGGUUUGCGCCUGAUCCGGUGAAUGGUGAUUUUGAGAGACGUCGGGUGGAUGUGACGUGGUGA